Molecule: messenger RNA, 989 nt
Organism: Oryza brachyantha (malo sina)
Lineage: Eukaryota; Viridiplantae; Streptophyta; Magnoliopsida; Poales; Poaceae
Product: peroxidase 54-like
Exons: 4
Coding region: 1-849 (282 amino acids)
Biological process (GO): response to oxidative stress; hydrogen peroxide catabolic process
Molecular function (GO): peroxidase activity; heme binding
Source: RefSeq, a predicted model, not a curated record
AUGAGCCCGUCCUACUACGACUACUCGUGCCCGAGCGUGCAUGACACCGUGCGGCGCGUCAUCCAGGAGGCGCGGGUCGCCAACCCGCGCGCCCCCGCCAGCCUCCUCCGGCUCCACUUCCACGACUGCUUCGUCAAUGGGUGUGACGGGUCGGUGCUGCUCGACAACGCCGGCGCGAUGCAGAGCGAGAAGAACGCCCCUCCGAACAAUGGGUCGGCGCGUGGGUUCGACGUGGUGGACACCAUCAAGGCUGCGCUGGAGAACGCCUGCCCCGGCGUGGUCUCCUGCGCUGACAUCCUCGCCCUCGCCGCGGAGAUCUCCGUCGAGCUGUCAGGAGGGCCGAGCUGGAACGUGGUGCUGGGGCGGAGGGACGGCACGACGGCGAACUUCGACGGCGCCAGCGAGCUCCCCGGCCCGAGGGACGCUGUGGGACUCCUGAGACAGAAGUUCUCCGACCUCGGCCUCGACGACACCGAUUUCGUCGCCCUCCAGGGAGCACACACGAUCGGGAGGGCGCAGUGCAGGCUGCUCCGGCAGUGCUGCCCGGCGAGCGAGCCCGAAAGCACCACCCUGCGCAACCUCGACCCGCCCACGCCGGACGCGUUCGACAACAGCUUCUACGCCAACAUCGUGCGCAACCGCGGCCUGCUCCAGUCCGACCAGGGGAUGCUCUCCGCGCCGGGGGGAGCCGCGGCGACCACGGCGCCCAUCGUCGUGCGGUUCGCCGGCAGCCAGGACGACUUCUUCCAGAGCUUCGCGACGGCCAUGAUCAAGAUGGGCAACAUCGGCUCGCUCACCGGGAGCCUGGGGGAGAUCAGGAGGAACUGCAGGGUGGUGAACCGCGGGUGAUGAUCAUCAUCUACUUAAAAUUUGUUUGUUGAGAGGAAAUUGAACAGGUGUAUUAAUUCGUCAAUAAUUUAUUUAGGUGAAAAUGGAAAUGUACGCAUGAAUCAUGAUUAUAUUAUUUAAACUAAAUGCGAAAGAAGAGA